AAAGGUGCAAGGGACUUGCUCACAUCAAGCACCUGACUGGGGACCAAGAAAAUGAACGUUUGUCUCCACAUUUACCCCAGCAAUCCAUGAGAUCAAGGCACUGACAGAAAGGAUGUUCAAACAUCUUCGAAGAUGGUUUGUCACUCAUAUAUUUGGGCGUUCGCGGCAACGAGCAAGGUUGGUCUCCAAAGAUGGAAGGUGUAACAUUGAGUUUGGCAAUGUAGAUGCACAGUCAAGGUUUAUAUUCUUCGUGGAUAUCUGGACAACUGUGCUUGACCUGAAAUGGAGGUACAAAAUGACCGUGUUCAUCACAGCCUUCCUGGGAAGUUGGUUCCUCUUUGGUCUCCUGUGGUAUGUAGUAGCGUAUGUUCAUAAGGACCUCCCAGAGUUCUAUCCACCUGACAACCGUACUCCUUGUGUGGAGAACAUUAAUGGCAUGACUUCAGCCUUUCUGUUUUCUUUAGAGACUCAAGUGACCAUAGGUUACGGAUUCAGGUUUGUGACGGAACAGUGUGCCACUGCCAUUUUUCUGCUUAUCUUUCAGUCUAUUCUUGGAGUGAUCAUCAAUUCUUUCAUGUGUGGUGCCAUUUUAGCCAAGAUCUCUAGACCCAAAAAACGUGCAAAGACCAUUACAUUCAGCAAGAAUGCGGUAAUCAGCAAGCGUGGCGGGAAGCUCUGCCUCCUCAUCCGAGUAGCGAAUCUUAGGAAGAGCCUUCUGAUUGGCAGUCACAUAUAUGGCAAGCUUCUGAAGACAACCAUAACUCCUGAAGGAGAGACCAUUAUUUUGGAUCAGACCAAUAUCAACUUUGUAGUUGAUGCUGGCAACGAAAAUUUGUUCUUCAUCUCCCCACUGACAAUCUACCACAUUAUUGACCACAAUAGCCCUUUCUUCCACAUGGCAGCAGAGACGCUUUCCCAGCAGGACUUUGAGCUGGUCGUCUUUUUAGAUGGCACAGUGGAAUCUACCAGUGCAACCUGCCAGGUCCGCACAUCUUAUGUCCCAGAAGAGGUGCUUUGGGGCUACCGUUUCGUCCCUAUUGUAUCCAAGACCAAGGAAGGGAAAUACAGAGUGGAUUUCCAUAACUUUGGUAAGACGGUGGAAGUGGAGACCCCUCAUUGUGCCAUGUGCCUCUAUAAUGAGAAAGAUGCCAGGGCCAGGAUGAAGAGAGGCUAUGACAACCCUAACUUUGUCUUGUCAGAAGUUGAUGAAACAGACGACACCCAAAUGUAGCAGUGACUUUUCCAUCCACAAAAAGCCUCUGAAGGACCUAAAGGUUAGCUGUGUUCAGAAGCAUCCGGCAGUUGGGGGUCUGAAAGCAG
Molecule: messenger RNA, 1320 nt
Organism: Mastomys coucha (southern multimammate mouse)
Lineage: Eukaryota; Metazoa; Chordata; Mammalia; Rodentia; Muridae
Gene: Kcnj1
Product: potassium inwardly rectifying channel subfamily J member 1
Exons: 2
Coding region: 113-1231 (372 amino acids)
Biological process (GO): potassium ion import across plasma membrane; regulation of monoatomic ion transmembrane transport
Cellular component (GO): plasma membrane
Molecular function (GO): ATP-activated inward rectifier potassium channel activity
Source: RefSeq, a predicted model, not a curated record